AUGUCUUCAUCCGUCUUGGAAAAUCUGCCCUGUGCCCUGCCUUCUCGGCCUCUGCCUGACGAUUUUGACUCAGAAACUAUAUUCAACAGUUUCCAAGACGUUCUGUCCAGCCCCGAUGCGUCGGUCUUUACGACGGAUGCACUAUGGCGGGAUAUGUUUGCUCUGACAGGGAGCAUUCGCACCUUUUAUGGAGCGAGCAACAUCUUCGAAAACUGGAAGACCUUUACCCAGAAAGGGCGACCCAAGCGCUUCAGAUAUGUGCCAAACAGCAUCCGCGAAGUCCGGCUCGGGGAGGCGCAAUGGAUAGAGGGGAUAUUCUCCUUCGAGAUAGAAGAGCCGCCAGCCAGGGUAUGCAAGGCUGGCCUAUCAUUGGUCCCAACUCAAGAUGGAAAAUGGCAGAUCUGGGUUCUGCGCACAUUUAUCGACAGGUUGCAGAAUCAUCCAAGCGUUGACAAACUCGCACCCGCCCACCGCGCCAUGGCAAAUGCGGAGUCAAUACCCUCGAUUGGAGAAGAGCAGGAUGACUUUGAAUGCGUUGUUGUUGGAGCAGGGCAGGCAGGCCUGAGUCUGGCUGGCAGGCUUCAGUCACAGGGCGUCAAAUACGUCCUACUGGAGAAGAAUGCCGAGGUCGGGGACAGUUGGAAAAACAGAUACAAAUCCACCAAACUACACACUACUCGCGAGUCUUCUCACCUCCCCUUUGACAGGACUUUCCCGCCGCAUUACCCGCAAUAUCUUACCAAGGACGAUUUAGCCCAAGGCUACCUAGACUGGUCAAAGAAAUAUGGCAUCAACUGUUGGACGUCAACCACGGUCGUAUCUGGUCAAUGGCACGAGGACGAACAGAGGUGGACGUUGAAUCUACUCCGACACGGGGAGAGUAAAACCAUCACAACCACACAUCUAGUGAUGGCUGUGGGUGCCGGCUGUCAGAUUCCAACCAUGCCCACGUACCCUGGCAUUGAGCGCUUUCGUGGAAAAAUCGUCCACUCAGCUGAUUACACUUCAGCCGAGGGAUGGCAAGGGAAGCAUGGAAUUGUCGUCGGCACCGCAAACACGGCUCAUGAUGUGGCCGAAGAUAUGGUUGCAGCAAAUAUGGCUUCUGUGACUAUGAUUCAACGAUCGCCUACUUACGUCCUGCCGGCGGAGUAUUAUACUAAAGUGCAAAACUUAACGUACAACCCGGAAGUCCCAACAGAAGUGGCUGAUCAAAUGGGCCUCACAAAUCCGCUGGCAGUAGCCAGAAUAACUAGCAUGUUCGUUCUCAAUGGAAUGGCCAAAGCUGAGCCUGAGAGGUUCGACGCUCUUGAAAAGGCCGGCUUCAAAGUCAUCCGCUACGGUGACAUUAUAUAUCAGGUUUUUGAUCGCUUUGGUGGCCAUUACAUGGAUGUCGGUGCUUCCGCGAAGAUUGCCAAAGGCUUGAUAAAGGUCAAAUCGGACGCACUACCCCUGCAGUACACCGAGGACGGACUCGAAUUCACCGAUGGGACAGAGCUCAAAGCCGAUUUCAUCGUGUUUGCCACCGGCUUCGUAGGAAGCAUGAAAGUCGCCAUCCACGACUUACUAGGUUCGGAUGUCGCAGAGCGCAUAGAAGAUUUCUGGGGAGUCAAUGAGGAAGGAGAAAUCAAGGGUGCCUUCGUACCCUCUGGGCGUGAGUUUCGAGCCCCCUAA
This is a messenger RNA of Exophiala xenobiotica, 1671 nucleotides long. RefSeq lists its product as uncharacterized. Gene Ontology annotation, molecular function: NADP binding; flavin adenine dinucleotide binding; N,N-dimethylaniline monooxygenase activity. Lineage: Eukaryota; Fungi; Ascomycota; Eurotiomycetes; Chaetothyriales; Herpotrichiellaceae. The record is from RefSeq and is a predicted model, not a curated record. The transcript is spliced from 9 exons. Bases 1 to 1671 code for a protein of 556 amino acids.